This is a messenger RNA of Cynocephalus volans (Philippine flying lemur), 4017 nucleotides long. It is a transcript of the gene PCDH11X, whose product is annotated as protocadherin 11 X-linked. NCBI's taxonomy places the organism in Eukaryota, Metazoa, Chordata, Mammalia, Dermoptera, Cynocephalidae. The record is from RefSeq and is a predicted model, not a curated record. Gene Ontology annotation, biological process: homophilic cell-cell adhesion. Gene Ontology annotation, molecular function: calcium ion binding. Gene Ontology annotation, cellular component: plasma membrane. The coding region runs from base 1 to 4017 and encodes 1338 amino acids. The transcript has 7 exons.
AUGGACUUGUUGUCCGGGACGUAUAUAUUUGCGGUCCUGUUAGCAUGCGUCGUGUUUCAGUCUGGCGCCCAGGAGAAGAACUACACGGUCCGAGAAGAAAUGCCAGAAAACGUCCUGAUAGGCGACUUGUUGAAAGACCUCAACUUGUCGCUAAUUCCAGACAAGUCCUUGACAUCUCCCAUGCAGUUCAAGUUAGUAUACAAGACUGGGGAUGUGCCACUGAUUCGGAUUGAAGAGGGUACUGGUGAGAUCUUCACUACUGGCGCUCGCAUCGAUCGUGAGAAAUUAUGUGCCGGUAUCUUGAUGGAUAACCGUUGCUUUUAUGAAGUGGAGGUUGCCGUUUUACCGGAUGAAAUAUUUAGACUGGUUAAGAUACGUUUUCUGAUAGAAGAUAUAAAUGAUAAUGCACCGUUAUUCCCGGCAACAGUUAUCAAUAUAUCAAUUCCAGAGAACUCGGCUAUAAACUCUCGAUAUGCUCUCCCAGCGGCCAUUGAUCCUGACAUAGGAAUAAACGGAGUUCAAAACUACCAACUAAUUAAGGGUCAAAACAUUUUUGGGCUCGAUGUCAUUGAAACACCAGAAGGAGACAAGAUGCCACAACUGAUUGUUCAAAAGGAGCUAGAUAGGGAAGAGAAGGAUACCUAUGUGAUGAAAGUAAAGGUUGAAGAUGGUGGCUUUCCUCAAAGAUCCAGUACUGCUAUUUUGCAAGUAAGUGUUGCUGAUACAAAUGACAACCACCCAGUCUUCAAGGAGAAAGAGAUUGAAGUCAGUAUACCAGAAAAUGCUCCUGUAGGUACUUCAGUGACACAGCUCCAUGCCACAGAUGCAGACAUAGGUGAAAAUGCCAAGAUUCAUUUCUAUUUCAGCAAUCUAGUCUCCAACAUUGCCAAGAGACUAUUUCACCUCAAUACUACCACUGGACUUAUCACAAUCAAAGAACCACUGGAUAGGGAAGAAUCACCAAACCACAAGUUACUGGUUUUGGCAAGUGAUGGUGGAUUGAUGCCAGCAAGAGCAAUGGUGCUGGUAAAUGUUACAGAUAUCAAUGAUAAUGUCCCAUCAAUUGACAUAAGAUACAUCAUCAAUCCAAUCAAUGGCACUGUGGUUCUUUCAGAAAAUGCUCCACUCAACACCAAAAUUGCUCUCAUAACUGUGACAGAUAAGGAUGCUGACCAUAAUGGCAGGGUGACGUGCUUCACAGAUCAUGAAGUCCCUUUCAGAUUAAGGCCAGUGUUCAGUAAUCAGUUCCUCCUAGAGACUGCUGCGUUUCUUGACUUUGAGUCCACAAGAGAAUAUGCCAUUAAAUUACUGGCCGCAGAUGCUGGAAAACCUCCUUUGAAUCAGUCAUCCAUGCUCCUUAUCAAAGUGAAAGAUGAAAAUGACAAUGCUCCAGUUUUCACCCAGCCUUUCAUAAGUCUUUCUGUUCCUGAGAAUAACUCUCCUGGAACCCAGUUGACGAAAAUAAGUGCAACGGAUGCAGACACUGGGCGUAAUGCUGAGAUCAGUUACCUUUUAGGUGCUGAUGCACCACCUGAAUUCAACCUAGACCGUCGAACAGGCAUUCUGACUGCAGUGAAGAAGUUAGAUAGAGAAAAACAGGAAAAAUAUUACUUCACAGUUCUGGCAAAAGAUAAUGGGAUGCCACCCUUAGUGACCAAUGCCACAGUCUUUGUGACCGUUCUUGAUCAAAAUGACAACAGCCCAAUUUUCACUCACAAUGAGUACAAUUUCUAUGUUCCAGAAAACCUUCCAAGACAUGGGACAGUAGGACUAAUCACUGUAACUGAUCCUGAUUAUGGAGAGAAUUCUGCAGUCACUCUCUCCAUUUUAGAUGUGAAUGAUGACUUCACCAUUGAUCCACAGACAGGUGUCAUACGACCAAAUAUUUCAUUUGAUAGAGAAAAACAAGAAUCUUACACUUUCUAUGUAAAGGCUGAGGAUGGUGGUAGGGUCUCACGUUCUUCAACUGCCAAAGUAACCAUAAAUGUGGUUGAUGUGAAUGACAACAAACCAAUUUUUGUUGUCCCUCCUUCCAAUUACUCCUAUGAAUUGGUUCUACCAUCCACUAAUCCAGGCACAGUGGUCUUCAAGGUAGUUGCUGUUGACAAUGACACUGGCAUGAAUGCAGAGCUUCGCUACAGCAUUGUAGGAGGAAACACCAAAGGUCUGUUUAUAAUUGAUCAAACAACAGGCAACAUCACACUGAAGGAGAAAUGCGUUGUUGCAGACCUUGGUUUACACAGACUGGUAGUCAAAGCUAAGGAUUUAGGACAACCCGAUUCUCUUUUCAAUGCUGUAAUUGUUAAUCUGUUCGUGAAUGAGUCAGUAACCAAUGCUACACUGAUUCAUGAACUGGUGCACAAAAACAUAGAAGCACCAGUGACCCAAAAUAUUGAGACAGCUGAUGCAUCUUCGCCAACCAGUGACUAUGUCAAGAUUAUGGUUGCCAUUGUUGCUGGCACCAUAACAGUCAUCCUAGUUAUUUUCAUCACUGCUGUAGUAAGAUGUCGCCAAUCGCCACAUCUUAAGGCUGCUCAAAAGAACAAGCAGAAUUCUGAAUGGGUUACUCCAAACCCAGAAAACAGGCAGAUGAUAAUGAUGAAGAAAAAGAAGAAGAAGAAGAAGAAGCAUGCCCCUAAGAACCUGCUGCUUAACUUUGUCACUAUUGAAGAAACGAAGACAGAUGAUGCUGACAAUGAUGGAAACAGUGUCACACUAGACCUUCCCAUUGAGUUAGAAGAGCAAACCAUGGGCAAGUACAACUGGGGCACUACACCUACUACUUUCAAGCCCGACAGCCCUGAUUUGGCCCGGCACUACAAAUCUGCCUCUCCACAGCCUGCCUUCCAGAUCCAGCCUGAAACUCCCCUGAAUUCAAAGCACCACAUCAUCCAGGAACUGCCUCUCGAUAACACCUUCGUGGCCUGUGAUUCCAUCUCCAAGUGCUCCUCCAGCAGUUCCGAUCCCUACAGCGUUUCUGAGUGCAGCUAUCCAGUGACAACCUUCAAGACCCCUGUGUCUGUACACACCAGACCGCCAAUGAAAGAGGUUGUACGAUCUCGAACGCCCACAAAAGAGUCAACAACUGUGGAGAUCUGGACUCAUCCCCAACCACAGAGGAAAUCUGAGGGGAAAAAGGCAGAAAAGUCCCAGCGGCGUGUCACAUUUCACCUACCAGAAGGCUCUCAGGAAAGCAGCAGUGAUGGUGGACUGGGAGACCAUGAUGCAGGCAGCCUUCCCAGCACCUCCCAUGCCUUGCCCCUUGGCUAUCCUCAGGAGGAGUACUUGGAUCAUGCCGCACCCAACAACCGCACUGAAGGGGAUGGCAACUCUGAUCCUGAAUCUACUUUCAUUCCUGGACUAAAAAAAGCUGCAGAAAUAACUGUUCAACCAACGGUGGAAGAGGCCUCUGACAACUGCACUCAAGAAUGUCUCAUCUUGGGCCACUCUGAUACCUGCUGGAUGCCAGCUUCUCUGAUCCAUUCCAGUCUUUCACAGUCACAGGCUUCUGCUCUAUGCCACAGCCCACCCCUGACACAGACCUCUGCUCGCUGCCGCAGCCCUCCAGUGACACAGACCUUUGCUCUCUGCCACAGCCCUCCAGUAACCCAGGCUAUUGCACUGUGCCACAGCCCUCCACCUGUACAGGCCUCUGCUCUUCACCACAGUCCUCCUCUAGUGCAGGCUUCUGCACUUCGCCACAGCCCACCACCAGCACAAGCCUCAGCCCUCUGCUACAGCCCUCCUCUGCCACAGGCUGCUGCCUUCCGUUGCAACCAGGCCCAGCCACCAAUGAGUUUGCAGCAAGGUUGGAUGCAAGGGGCUGGAACUGAUGGACUACGUUCUCUUGAUCAGGGAGUGCAAGGUAGUACAAGAUCUCAAUUUUACACCAUGUCUGAAAGACUUCAUCCCAGUGAUGACUCAAUGAAAGUCAUUCCCUUGACAACCUUCACUCCUGGCCAACAGGGAAGACCCUCUCGGGGUGAUUCUCCCAUUAUGGAAGAACAUCCCUUGUAA